GAUGAGGACAGAAGCACGACGAAAAAAUCUUCUCAUUUUGAUUUCACAUUAUUUAACACAAGAAGGAUAUAUCGAUACAGCAAAUGCUUUGGAGCAAGAAACUAAACUGGGGUUACGACGCUUUGAAGUUUGUGACAACAUUGAUCUUGAAACUAUUUUGAUGGAAUAUGAGAGUUAUUAUUUUGUAAAAUUUCAGAAAUACCCCAAAAUUGUCAAAAAGUCAUCAGACACAGCAGAAAAUAAUUUACCACAAAGAAGUGGAGGGAAGACCAGAAGGGUGAUGAACGACAGUUGCCAAAAUCUUCCCAAGAUCAAUCAGCAGAGGCCCCGGUCCAAAACCACGGUGGGGAAGACAGGGGACACCAAAUCUCUCAAUAAGGAGCAUCCUAAUCAGGAGGUAGUUAAUAACACUCGCCUGGAGAGUGCCAACUUCGGCCUAAAUAUAUCAAGAAUCGGUAAAGACAGUGGAGAGGAAAAUGCCCACCCACGAAGAGGCCAAAUCAUUGACUUCCGAGGGCUGCUCACAGAUGCCAUCAAGGGAGCGACCAGUGAACUUGCCUUGAACACCUUCGACCAUAAUCCAGACCCCUCAGAACGACUGCUGAAACCUCUGAGUGCAUUUAUUGGCAUGAACAGUGAGAUGCGAGAAUUGGCAGCGGUGGUGAGCCGGGACAUUUAUCUCCAUAAUCCAAACAUAAAGUGGAAUGACAUUAUUGGACUUGAUGCAGCCAAGCAGUUAGUCAAAGAAGCUGUUGUGUAUCCUAUAAGGUAUCCACAGCUAUUUACAGGAAUUCUUUCCCCCUGGAAAGGACUACUGCUGUACGGCCCUCCAGGUACAGGAAAGACUUUACUGGCCAAAGCUGUGGCCACUGAAUGUAAAACAACCUUCUUUAACAUUUCUGCAUCCACCAUUGUCAGCAAAUGGAGAGGGGAUUCAGAAAAACUCGUUCGGGUGUUAUUUGAACUUGCCCGCUACCACGCCCCAUCCACGAUCUUCCUGGACGAGCUGGAGUCGGUGAUGAGUCAGAGAGGCACAGCUCCUGGGGGAGAACACGAAGGAAGCUUGAGGAUGAAGACGGAGUUACUGGUGCAGAUGGAUGGGCUGGCGCACUCAGAAGAUCUCGUGUUUGUCUUAGCAGCUUCUAACCUGCCGUGGGAGCUGGACUGUGCCAUGUUACGCCGCCUGGAGAAGAGGAUUCUGGUUGAUCUCCCCAGCCGGGAGGCCAGGCAGGCCAUGAUCUACCACUGGCUGCCUCCUGUGAGCAAGAGCAGGGCCUUGGAGCUGCGCACAGAGCUGGAGUACAGUGUGCUGAGCCAGGAGACUGAGGGCUACUCAGGCUCAGACAUUAAGCUCGUCUGCAGGGAAGCAGCCAUGCGGCCCGUGAGGAAGAUCUUUGAUGCACUUGAAAAUCACCAGUCAGAAAGCAGCGACUUACCGGGGAUCCAGUUGGAUACACUAACCACUGCCGACUUUCUGGAUGUGCUAACUCAUACCAAGCCCUCCGCAAAGAAUCUGGCUCAGAGAUACUCAGCCUGGCAAAGAGAGUUCGAGUCUGUUUGAAACCACAUUUACCCUGACCCGGCCACAAAGGCCUCCUAGUUUAUUAGUGUCGGUGGGAGAAGAACAAAAUGAUUGGAAUGGAAAAGAGAAAAUUAUUCUUGAAGACUGGAUUAACUUGAGCCACUGUAUUGUUUGGAUAGCUGAGAUAUAUUUAUUAACUUAUCAUUACUGAUGUCAGCAAAAUAUUGAGGGUUUCAGUUACAUACAUAUAUGUGCUAUUAGGUCAUACAAUGGAGAUUUUUCUGACAAUUAGACUCCAUAAAAUUUUAAUAAACAAUUUUCUGUAAUGUUACUCAUUUGUAAACUUUUGAAGAAAAAGAUGUACUUAGAAAAGUUGUGUUGGCCAGGCACAGGAUGACCCUGAGUUGGGGCAGCCAAGUAGAAGCUAAGCUUGACAGGCACUGCCCAGCGGACAGUCCCAGGGUGAAGAAGGAUGAGGGCAGGGAAGGCAAUGCAGUCUGUUUCUCAUUCUGGACAAUAUUCUGUAUCUCAUCAGCUCUCCCUAAUUCUGACUCCAUCCAGCUUUGUCAGCAGCAAACCCCUCCCAAACUAAGCCCCACUCAGAAAUGUCACUGAGCAUUCUGAUCCUAGAGCUAAUAGUCGGGGUGACUAGCACACCAUCACCAUCAGCUGCCAGUAUGACUGUUUUGGGUUCUGGCCCCCAAUAACAUCUUUUAACUCUUCACAUCUCACAUCCGGUGUGCUCUGCCCUUCUCUUUCCAUUGCCACAGCUUCUCAUCAGAAACAAAGCUUAGGAUGGGGCACCUGAGCUUCGAGAAUAUUCGUUCCAAGUCUUCCCUGCUCUUAGGCUCUUCCCCCUCUCCUUAAGGGGUUACAAACAGCUAGAAGCAUCUCUCUCAGAAACUCACAAUCCGAGGCAUCUACUUUGAACCCUUGAUAAAUUUUGAAGGCUUCCACUAAGUAAUGCGACUUCUUUUCCCCCACUAGAACUUACCUAUGGGAAAUUACCUUCUUUUCUCUUCCUUGCCUUGUUUUCAUCAUCCCUGCAGACAGACUCUUCAAGAGGAAAAACUUCCAAAAACAGACACUUUGGAUAGCUAAGUAUCCCAAAGGAUUUUUACCCUUUUAAACAAAACUAAAGCAUGUUUUGGGGUAUUGAUUAUUUUGAGAUUAUUCUCAAACGCCUCUUUAAACAUCAUUUCAUGGAAAAUAUCAAAUUGAGAACAUAUCUUAUUUAACAAAUUGAAAAUAAAAAAGAUUUCAUCUCA
Messenger RNA from Mandrillus leucophaeus (drill), 2790 nucleotides. It is a transcript of the gene KATNAL2, whose product is annotated as katanin p60 subunit A-like 2. The record is from RefSeq and is a predicted model, not a curated record. The transcript has 15 exons. The coding region runs from base 2 to 1561 and encodes 519 amino acids. Lineage: Eukaryota; Metazoa; Chordata; Mammalia; Primates; Cercopithecidae. Gene Ontology annotation, molecular function: ATP hydrolysis activity; ATP binding; protein binding.